UCUGUUGUGAUUAUUCCAUCUCAUUGUGUCGUGAGAAAACGUAAUUGUUAUAAAUUUAAUUCUAUCUUGAUUUCCGUUGGUGAUUCUUACAUUUUUUCCUAACUAAAUUUCUUCCUUGAUAAUAUAAGCACUUCCUCAACCGUGACAAAGGACCCAUCUAUUUGCUUGCUUCCACCAAAGCCCAAAUUGAACUGAAACCCUCUCCGUCCUGGUACUGUCUUCGCAUUCAUUCAUAAAAUAUCAUCAAUAUUCUAACUCACCAAACUUUUUCUUCCAUGAACUAAUAUGGACAGUAGUUUUUAAUACCAUAUUCAGUGUUCUGACAUUGCAUUUUCUUUGGAAUACACCCCAGCAAUAUGUCCUCAGACUCUUCCGAGGAGCCAAGCUGCUCCACCGUUAGCACUCCUAAGCUGGAUGACAAAUUAAUAUUUAAGGAGCCUUUAGUUCCUCCUAAGAAGGUACCAAAGCAUGGUAAAAAAGUUCUAGAAGAAGAUGAGUAUUUAGAGCGAAUGGGGAAAAUCAUCCAGAGAGAUUUCUUUCCGGAUUUGGAGAAAUUAAAAGCUCAAAAUGCAUAUCUCGAUGCUGUACUUCACAAUGAUGUACGUAAACUUCAGGAAGUUUACGCCAAAUAUAGUUCAGGAUCAAAGCCGCCCACGGAUAGACAUUCAAGCCCCGCAACCUUUGAGACUCCGGUUGCAAGUUCAAGAACCAGUGAUGAACAGUUUGAGCUCAAGGAUCCAAGUGAAGAAACAGCUUUUAACAAACUGGACAAAAAUAGCAAUAAAGAUAAAAAUCUAAGUUUAGACCAGUUUCUAAGCGCCCAUACCAGUGAGGACAAUGAAAGUUUCACCGAAAUUAUGAAGAAAGCUGAAAUCAGACACCGAUUAAAGCAUCCUUGGCUGUACAAAGAGGCAGAAAAUCCAGAGGAAGAAAGACAAAGACUUUUGGCACUGCCGUCAACUGAAGAACAAAAAGAUCCUGCCCCAAAGCCGCUCAAUCUGGACACUUGGACUUUCAAGGACAAAAAUUACAUCAUGUAUGUUCCUGACGGUGUUCCACUAACUCCAGAAGAAAGGUUAGAAAUGUCCAAAAGGCGCCAAUCCAUCAAUCAUGCAAGUACAAGACUUGAGCACUGCCCAUUCAACGAAGAACAAAACAAAGAGACCUUACACAACGUAGCUCAAAUGCAAGCACGAACUUUGGAAGGAAAAAUUGAUGUUGACGGUAAAGAAGUGGUCUUGGGAACCACGCCUAAAGUCAACGGCUUCUCAUUUGUGAAAACUCCCUCACCAGCACCUGGAGUUGACGAAUCUCCACUGAUAACCUGGGGAGAAAUUGAAGGCACACCUAUUCGGCUCGAUGGCGGAGACACGCCUCUGCGGCCUGGUGCAGGAACAGCAUCAUUCCGAAUCGCUGAGCCUCCUAAAAGAGAGAGGUUGGCUUUAGCGCUGGCUGAAAAAGCAAGUGAAAGACAUCGCAACAAAAAAAGCAAAGCCAUGGAAGCAGCCAAAAGGCUCGCAUCCCCCUCACCGAAACACGGUGGUCUAUCAGUUGAGAGGUUAAGUACAAUGUCACCAGCAGCGCAACGCUUCAUAUCAAGCCACCUCAAAACAUGUAUAGGUUCAGACAAAGCCCUCCAAGCUUCUUACAGCCCGGCAUCAAACCGCAGCAACCGCAGCACCAGGUCCACAACGCCGUUCUUGUCGCCACGUCCAGACUCUACACCAGGUCAACCUCUGCGCAUUAAGACACCCACGCAGAAUCCCCGCGCUCCAGUAAAGAUCUCCUCUAAGUCUUCCAAAUCUGCCAAUACACUCACCGAUGAUCUACUUAAACUCAAUUUGCCCAAGCGACCAAAGGCAUCCGACUUCUUCUAAAAAGUCCCCCUUUUCGUUUUUAAUAGAAGGAGCACUCAGGUACAAUCAACUUACUCUAACCAUUUACUGAUUACAUGGUUUAGGAUACAAACCGAGAUUCCUACUAAUACAUGUUUUCUCAUCAUAAUUUCAUGCGAAACGUAGUACCAUCCUUGAAAUCUUUAUUAGGUCGCUGGACAAGUUUUAAAUUAAAGCACCACCCAUAGUCUCUCUUCAAAGUUUCACGAGGAAUUCGAACCACACUAAGGGUAGUGCGGAAAGCAACUCCUAAACAAGAUAUAAGUGUGUACAAUUAACAUAGCAAAAAUACAAAUGUUAUCGUUUGUAUACUUUGACUUUCAUUCAAUCUUUGUUAAAAAUUAUUCCCUAAUAUCUUGUUCAAGAAUUGACUUUAACGCUUCCGCUGUAUGCAUCGUUUUAUACGCAAUAUUUGAAAGAGUAUAUAUUAUAAAGAGUCUAGUAUAGACCUUGUUAAGUGGCCUAUGCCAACCAUUAAGAAAUAAAUUUAUUGCUUUUCUAGGGAAAGCAGAAACGAAUAUUUUGUGAGAUACCUGACUUAGGCAUUAGCGAAUGCAAUUUUCUUAGAAGUCGGCAGAGGGAACUUCUCUCUCUUUAACAGUUAUAUUGUGUUCUGAAUCAUGAUUGGGCUCCGUUAUUGCCGAAUCAUUGUACUACUCCUUCAAAAGGAAGAUUGUGAAGACUAAUUUUGCAUAGAUUAUUAUAAUUUAAGGCUGUGAUAUGUUAAAUAAUAAAUUGAUUUUUCUGAAAUAUA
Molecule: messenger RNA, 2649 nt
Organism: Bemisia tabaci
Lineage: Eukaryota; Metazoa; Arthropoda; Insecta; Hemiptera; Aleyrodidae
Gene: Es2
Product: ess-2 splicing factor homolog
Cellular component (GO): catalytic step 2 spliceosome
Source: RefSeq, a predicted model, not a curated record